Molecule: messenger RNA, 754 nt
Organism: Cantharellus anzutake
Lineage: Eukaryota; Fungi; Basidiomycota; Agaricomycetes; Cantharellales; Hydnaceae
Exons: 3
Coding region: 117-638 (173 amino acids)
Source: RefSeq, a predicted model, not a curated record
GAAAGCAUUUCUUAACGUCUACUGCAGGCCUACAAAAGAGCGCAGAGUGCAAGGUCAGCUUCGCCGUGGACAGCAUCUGACCAACAGCUCUACUCACCGGCGGGAAGGGCACCAGUAUGUCAUCGAAAACGUCAGGCUCGGUUCCUGCGCCCCUGCGCAUCGCGCUUCCUUCAUCAACUCCAGCCAUAUCCACUCCGUCUGAAUCCUCCACUAGAGCGCCUUCACCUGUCUCCGAUUUCUCUGUUUUUACGAAACCUGGGGAACCGGAAGAGCUGAAGAUUGUUGAAGUUAAAGGCCUCGAAGAAGGUCACUACUGGGAUGGCCACCAAGACGAUGAAAUCCCAGACAAGACGCACGGACGCAUUUUCCGCAACCUACGUUAUCAGAUCUUUACGCUCUAUCGCCGUCUCUUCAGUAUUGUGAUCAUUACGAACAUGAUUAUUUUCAUCGUCUCGAUGGCCAACGGGGGACUUGUUGCAGGCCAAAUUGGCCAACUGGUCCACGGCAACUUACUUGUGGCGAUUGUGAUGCGUCAGGACCAUGUAAUCAAUGCGUUCUUCCUCAUCUUCUGUGCUGUCCCUCUCUCGUAUGUGCUGGUUGUUCGUGUAAGGCAUUCAGACAUUCUAACUUUCAUUUAGCUGGCCUCUCUUCUUCCGACGGGUUGCUGCCCAGGUGUUCCAUAUUGGCGGACGUAAGUGCACUCCGGCGGCGCAAUCUCAUCUACGGCCUGGUUCAUUUAUCUCACGGUUCAACU